Carassius auratus (goldfish) is the source of this 1341-nucleotide messenger RNA. RefSeq lists its product as uncharacterized. The transcript has 5 exons. The coding region runs from base 611 to 1312 and encodes 233 amino acids. The record is from RefSeq and is a predicted model, not a curated record. Lineage: Eukaryota; Metazoa; Chordata; Actinopteri; Cypriniformes; Cyprinidae.
UGAUAUCAAGUCGUAAACGCAAAUUUGAAAGUGACUUAUUUUGAACCUAAUCAGACAGUAAGGUUGACCAGGUCACGUGCUCAUUUGACGCACUUUGUAAUCAGCUCACUUUUCGGCCAUUUGAUCAUUACAGUCGUGACCUGGGAUUCGUUUCCCAAAGGCAGCUGUUGCAAGUUCGGUCGUAACCAACGGUGUUAAAAACAGAACGUACGACCAUAGUUGAUACUUUUGGGAAACAACAUCCCUGGACGGUUCUCUGUUGACUCGAAGACCAUAUGACUCGGUCCUAUUCGUGAAGAAAGCGUUCGAGAAGCAGUUUAAAUAAUUACUACAAAAUAAAUAACAGUCUUGUUGGUGUAACCGAACUUAAAUUAUAACUAAAAAGUACAACAGAAAAAAUAGUUUCUUUUUAAAAUGUUCUGUUAAGCAGUUUGGCAUACAAUUUAUUAUAAUUUCUUUGAAACAAGUAGGCUAGUGCAGCUGUUAUGUGUGGUGUAACCAGAGCCCCUCCCAUUCCUGGUGUAACCCACAUGUAGCUGUCACGUGACCGUGAAGCAGGAAACGCUGUCUCAGAGACGAACCCUUCAAAUCCUCAUGGCUGUGUUUCAAGAUGCCACUAUCAAACAAUGAAAAAUCUGCUCGACAUAGAGCAAAGGUGAAUGCUGAUCCUGUCGCCCGGGCCAGAUACCUUGCAAAAAGACGAGAGAGUUAUCAGCGAAGAAAAAGAGAGGGAAAGACUAAACAUCCUCCAGUGGCUGAACUCUCUAAAGCGAGACAGGAGGAUCUGAGGCAGAAAUGGAGACUCUACCAGAGAAGUCGCAGGACGAAGAUUCGGAAUCUACCACUGCAAUGCUCCUCUCCGGUUGAGAUGAACCCCCAGUGGCAGCAGGACUUUGCUCCAUACUCUCCCAGCAGUGAAGCUGACUCCAGCUCUGCCACACUGGAGAGUCCUGUGAACAGCUACAGCUGGAUUAAACAGGAACCAGAGACCUUAGUAAUCCAGUGGGACAAUGUAAGCACCCUGCCAGCUGCCGCUGAGACCGAGCAGGACAACUCUCCGAGCAGUGCCACUUCCACCUCCACCGUGACACCUCCGAUCAUGGAAGAUUUGCCCAGCAGUGUUAUGCUGAAUGUCACUAAACUCCAGUGUCUGCUGGAGAGCAAACAGGAGAGGAUCGAGGCUCUGGAGAGACAGGUGCAGGACCUGCAGGAGGACCGCAGGUUCCUCCGCUCACAGAUCGAGAACCUCACCAGUGCUCUCUCUGCUCAUCUCUGUCGAGGGGUUUCAGAUGAAACAACUGCAAAAAGUUAAUGUCAGAGCAUAAACUCUAACUGAAUGGA